AUGAAGCUAACUAAAUACAAAUCAAUACCUUCAAUCACACUUAGUUUAUUUUAUAUUGCCCUUAGUCUUUCCAAUGUUUCCGCUAGUCCUUUGUCAAUUUUACAUUCUAAACGCGGUGGUGAGAGUACUAUCUCAUACAGUGGCGACAAACAAUGCGGUUCACAUUGUAGCUUAAAACCACAUGAUGGAUCUGAACUAUAUGGUACCGCCAAGACAUACGGUGGUUCCGGACCAAAAGCACCUGAAGGACCAGAAAUUCCUGAAGGACCAAAAGCUCCCGAAGGACCAAAAGCUCCCGAAGGACCAGAAGCUCCCGAAGGACCAGAAGCUCCUGAAGGACCAGAAGCUCCUGAAGGACCAAAAGCUCCUGAAGGACCAAAAACUCCUGAAGGACCAAAAGUUCCCGAAGGACCAGAAGCUCCCGGAGGACCAAAAGCUCCCGGAGGACCUAAAGAACCACCCGAAGAACCAGGAGCACCCGAAGGACCAAAAGCUCCCGGAGGACCUAAAGAACCACCCGAAGAACCAGGAGCACCCGAAGAACCAAAAGCUCCCGGUGGACCUAAAGAACCAGGAGUACCUGAAGAACCAAAAGCUCCCGGAGGACCUGAAGAACCAGGAGCACCUGAAGGACCAAAAGCUCCCGGAGGACCUAAAGAACCAGGGGCACCUGAAGAACCAAAAGCUCCCGGAGGACCAGAAGCACCCGAAGAACCAAAAGCUCCCGGAGGACCAGGAGCACCUGAAGAACCAAAAGCUCCCGGAGGACCUAAAGAACCAGGAGCACCCGAAGAACCAAAAGCUCCCGGAGGACCUAAAGAACCAGGAGCACCCGAAGAACCAAAAGCUCCCGGAGGACCAGGAGCACCUGAAGAACCAAAAGCUCCCGGAGGACCUGAAGAACCAGGAGCAUGCUGCAAAGAACCAAAAGCUCCUGAAGGACCAAAAGUUCCCGCAAAUGUUGCUGUAGCAGAUGUAUUUAAACCUGGAGUAAUCCAAUUUCAUUUCUCGUUCAGCAGUUAUGGAGAAGAAACGAUCAUUUUAGGAUUGUUUCAAUUGUUUCAUUGUAAGCCUAAAGAUUUAAGCGUAACCGCCGGCAAAAUCAAUCUUAAUAAUUUACACGAAUUCACAGAAGCACUGGAACAUUCACAAAUUGUUGAUAAUGGGUAUGGUAGUCCAGCUAUUCGCCUCAGUAUUCAUAGUUCACUUGAUUCAUUUGUGGGGAAAAAGUUUAUCGUUUGUUGCAAGCAACAUGUAAUUGCAUCUACCACUAUCAAAUCUAGUUAA
Molecule: messenger RNA, 1287 nt
Organism: Dentiscutata erythropus
Lineage: Eukaryota; Fungi; Glomeromycota; Glomeromycetes; Diversisporales; Gigasporaceae
Source: the annotation of a GenBank genome assembly